Molecule: messenger RNA, 597 nt
Organism: Durusdinium trenchii
Lineage: Eukaryota; Dinophyceae; Suessiales; Symbiodiniaceae
Source: the annotation of a GenBank genome assembly
AUGCACACUUACCAGCAAAGCCACCCCGGCCAUACUUGCCAUAUUUGCUUGGAGUGUUGGGGAUGCGGAUGUUUGCGUCAUACCCAUGGGCGCCUCUUGCGACAAGUGCUCUCUACGAUCCUCUUGAGCAGCAUUGCAUUGGCCUUCGCCAGCAUGGGGGCGUUGUUGUGCGGCAACGUGGUCCAUCACCUUAUCUUAGGAAAGGACAUCAUGCACUCUCGGAUCAUCAAUCUCAGCAGCUCCAGGAGUUCUGAGGUGGUCCUGAUGUUGAACGACACUGCCAAUGCGGUCUUGGCAUGUGAGCAGGCGAUCAUCAAAGCCAAGUUGGAUCGGUUGAAUCCCACAGAUCUCCAGUCCAUCGACACGGCCAUCGCGCUGCUGUCCAACGAAGUCCUCAUGACGUCCAACGUGCAUGGACUGCGGCUGGUCCUCACAGGUGCCAAUCGCCGCAGCAUCGUGCCCCCCACGGCGCUCGGCGUGGCCGAGCCAGACAUGGCCAUGGAUCCGACCUCGAGAUCAGGUCGACCUCGAGCGAAGUCGGAAGGUCCUGAUGCGAGUGACGUGCGGGCCUCCGCCCUGGUGUCUCACGAAUUGUAG